AAUCUGAAUUUUGCGGUUUAUCUCUCUUUUUAUUUAUCUACGCAUCUGCUAUAAAUAUAGCAAGGAAUCAAUCAUAUUUUUCAUUAAUAUCAAAGUCAGCUUCUAAAGUUGUUACAAUUGUUUUUGAAAUGGCAUCUCAAAAGGUCGCAAUUGUUACUGGAAGUAACAAGGGUAUUGGCUAUGCCAUUGUCAAAGGGUUAUGUGAGAAAUAUGAAGGGUUAGUUUAUGUAACAGCAAGAAAUGUUGAGAGGGGAGAGAAAGCAGUUAAAUCUUUGAAAGAUUUGGGCUUCAAUCCAUCUUUUCAUCAAUUAGAUGUUAAUGAUCAAGAUAGUGUGGAUAAAUUUAGAGAUUACAUUAAAACCACACAUGGAGGAAUUGAUGUUCUAGUAAACAAUGCUGCCAUUGCAUUUGAUAAUGAUGCCAAGGAGCCAGUUUCAGAGCAAGCUGAGAAAACACUCAGUACAAAUUACUUCAGUUUAGUCAGAGUAUGUGAUGCCCUAUUCCCACUGCUGAGAGAAAAUGCACAGGUUGUGAAUGUCUCAAGUUCUGCUGGUCAUCUCUCAAGAAUCCCAUCAACUGAUUUGAAGAAGAAAUUCAGUGAUCCAUCUUUAACUGUGGAACAACUGGAUGAUUUAAUGAAGCAAUUUAUUUCUGAUACGAAAAACGGAUCUCAUGGCGAGAAAGGAUGGGGUAAUUCUACGUAUGUUGUAUCGAAGGUCGGAGUGAGCGCGUUAACGCGUAUCCAACAACGUAUGUUCAAUGCCGAAUCUCCGCAGCGCAAUGUAUCUUGUAACAGCGUACAUCCAGGAUAUGUUGAUACAGACAUGACAAAUCACAAAGGUCUUUUGACCAUUGAAGAGGGCGCUAAAGCUCCGCUCUUUCUCGCAUUGGGUCAACAUCAGUUGAAGGGCCAGUACAUUUGGUUGAAUACAGAUGUUGUUGAUUGGCUUGCACUAGAUACACCAGCAAAAUAUUAAUCUGCUAAGAAAGUGGAAAAUUCUUUUGUUCACUAAUUAUGUUAAUGUUAUGAAUAUAUGCACUUCUUUUAUUCGACUUGUAUGAAUAAAUAUCGUAAAUUAAC
Messenger RNA from Nicrophorus vespilloides, 1081 nucleotides. Its product is annotated as carbonyl reductase [NADPH] 3-like. Gene Ontology annotation, molecular function: carbonyl reductase (NADPH) activity. The coding region runs from base 129 to 977 and encodes 282 amino acids. The record is from RefSeq and is a predicted model, not a curated record. The transcript has 4 exons. Lineage: Eukaryota; Metazoa; Arthropoda; Insecta; Coleoptera; Silphidae.